AUGAAAACUCUUGCUGCAGUACGAUCUGGUUACUGCGAUGACCUAAUAUCAAGAGCCGCCGAUGUCACACUCAAGGAAGACCGCAAACUACUCCUAGCUAUUCGGGAAACACCUUUGAGUUCUAUUCAUCUUGAGAAUAUGCUUGCUCUUCGUCGUGCUAACGCCAUCAUCUUCCCUCCUGUUCCGGCUUUCUAUACCAGGCCUGGGGGUGUCGAUGAUAUUGUCGAUCAAAGUGCUGGAAGGAUGUUGGAUAUGAUGGGAAUAUUCACUGAUGGAUUUGAGCGAUGGGAGGGGUUCAAGAAAGCUCAGACUGAGAUGUAG
This is a messenger RNA of Fusarium falciforme, 321 nucleotides long. RefSeq names its product Flavin prenyltransferase PAD1, mitochondrial. The transcript has a single exon. The coding region runs from base 1 to 321 and encodes 106 amino acids. Gene Ontology annotation, molecular function: catalytic activity. Lineage: Eukaryota; Fungi; Ascomycota; Sordariomycetes; Hypocreales; Nectriaceae. The record is from RefSeq and is a predicted model, not a curated record.